GAUGUUUAAUAGAGACGAGGAGAUGUACUGCGAAACUCUGCUAGAGUGCUCUAUUGCCGUAUUCAGAUACGGGUUAAUUGGAAAUUACGACGAUAAAUUUACUACAAUCGACAACUACAAGACGUUUGCCAAUUGGUCAGCUUUGGGAGCAUUUCAGAUAGCAUUUAACGUUCUCGUAUCUGUUAUUCUAUUGAAUGUUGUCUUUGGUAUUAUAGUAGAUACUUUCUCCGAAAUUCGAAACAAAAAGUGGGAUGCUGAAAGAGACAUGAGGGACAGUUGUUUUCUAUGCAGUCGGGAUAGUUUUGAGUUUGAUCGAACAAAAACGGGGUUCUUAUAUCACGUUGGAAAAGAGCAUAAUAUGUGGGAUUAUAUACAAUAUUUCGUGUAUCUUAAUGAUACCAGAUCGAAACAUUAUUUUGCGUUGGACUUGUAUGCUUUCAGAGAGUUGAAAGCAGAUUCUAUCGACUUCCUACCUCUUGACAGAGCUUUAUGCCUUUCGAAUUUUGAUGAAGAAGGAUCCGAUUCGAGAAUUGAUCAAGUUUUGGCGAAUGUUACGCUCAUUCGCGAGAGGCAGAAGAAACAAGCUAUAAAGGCUCGUUUAAGGGAAGAAGAUGAGAGAAUGCUCAUGUUUCAAAAAAUAUUUAUGGAUUAUAAGAAAGCUAUUGAUCUGGAAUCGGUACAAACCGAAUCUAUAGACGUUGCUAUGUCCGAGUCCAUAAUUACUGAUUCGGAAGUGUAG
Messenger RNA from Dimorphilus gyrociliatus, 739 nucleotides. The record is from the annotation of a GenBank genome assembly. Lineage: Eukaryota; Metazoa; Annelida; Polychaeta; Dinophilidae.